Molecule: messenger RNA, 4142 nt
Organism: Leucoraja erinaceus (little skate)
Lineage: Eukaryota; Metazoa; Chordata; Chondrichthyes; Rajiformes; Rajidae
Gene: pla2g7
Product: phospholipase A2, group VII (platelet-activating factor acetylhydrolase, plasma)
Exons: 11
Coding region: 159-1385 (408 amino acids)
Molecular function (GO): 1-alkyl-2-acetylglycerophosphocholine esterase activity
Source: RefSeq, a predicted model, not a curated record
CAACAACCUGGGGCACGCGCUGAGUCGUGGCCGGGAGGCGGGCCUGCAAAAAGCAUGCAACAUGGAUUGAAGAAGGGUGAAAAGAGGGAGGAGUGAGACGCCAAGGACAACAAUGGUGGUAGGAUCUGGACUGAGAGAUUUUUAUAAUUCAGCAGAACAUGGGACAUGGUGGGAGUCAUAGUCUGGGGAUUCCUUCUGGGAAAGGGCCACAUCUUGUUGGAUGUAUAGAUAUUAUGACUGAUCACACAAUUCAGGGAAGUUUCUUGCGCCUGUACUACCCAUGUGUUCAUCGUGAAAAGCAUCAACAGCCACUGUGGAUUCCCAGACAUGAAUAUUACAAUGGACUUGCUGAUUUUCUUAAAUACAGCAGAAAAAUUACGGAUUAUAUUUUAAAGCAUUUGUAUGGGUCAUACAUUGUUCCUGUUGAAUGGGAUGCCCCAUUUAAAUCAGAUGGAAAAUAUCCCCUGGUAAUCUUCUCCCAUGGCCUUGGAGCUUUCAGGACUGUUUAUUCGGCUAUAUGCAUUGAAAUAGCUUCUAGGGGAUUUGUCGUUGCUGCUGUGGAACACAGGGAUAGAUCAGCAUCAGCAACCUACUACUUUGAAGAGAAAACCAGAACAAACUCUGAAGGAGAGCAACUAAGCGUACCCACCAGUUCAACGUUGACGUUGGAUCAGUUGGAGGAGAAGUGGCUUUACUAUAAGCCGCACAAACAGGGGGAAGACGAAUUCCUAUUCCGAAAUCGCCAGGUACAUCAGCGAGGAGAAGAAUGUACCAGGGCCUUAAAUCUGCUUACUGAUAUAAACAAGGGAAUAAUGGUGCAGAAUGUAUUCCCAUUAGACUUUGAUUUCUCCAAAAUGAAGGAUUGUCUUGAUCUGUGUAAAGUAGCUAUUAUGGGCCAUUCAUUUGGUGGUGCCACAGUUCUUGAUUCACUUAGCAAAGAGCAUCGAUUUAGCUGUGGAGUGGCAUUAGAUGCAUGGAUGUUCCCACUGGAAGAUGACAUACAUACAAGGAUACAGAAGCCAAUAUUAUUCAUCAACUCAGAAAAAUUCCAGUGGCUUCCAAAUAUUCUGAAAAUUAAACAACUUGAUUCAACCACAAUACAACGAAAGAUGAUAACAAUAAUGGGAACAGUUCACCAGAGUUUCCCUGAUUUUACAUUUUUGACUGGCCAUUUCAUUGGAAGGAUGUUUGGGCUGAAAGGAACAAUAGAUCCCCAUAUAGCAAUUGAUAUUAGCAACAAAGCUGCUUUAGCAUUUAUGCAAAGGCACUUGGGUCUUCAGCAAGAUUUUGAUCAGUGGGACGCUCUUAUUGAUGGAAAAGGAGAACAUAUUAUUCCUGGCACAAAUGUUCCUCUGCCUCCAUCAAAUUCUCAAUCUACACAAUGACUAUGCCGCCUUUGAAUAUACCCCAGAAAAAUGUGUGCACUGAUUUACCUGUAGUAAAUAGUGUGCACUAUAUAGCCCUUUUUAAUAUCAUCAGCCAUACAAAACUCAUUACCUCCAUAAUUUUGUUUCCUUUUGUUGCUUGUAGACCCAUGUUUCACAAACAUUACAAUAUUCAGGUUACUGUCUAAUUAUUCUAGUAUUAAGACAGUGGGAUGCAAGUGUGAGGUAUCCAAAUGUUUAUAUAUUUUAACCGAUGUUUCAUAUACUAAAUUGCCACAGCUUUUAAAGUGGUGAAUUAUUAGAUUAAGUAUUUUAAUAUUGAACCCAAUGUUUAAAUCUCCAGUACAUUUUUUACUCGCCACGCUGUUUUGAAGCUGUAAAUUAAUUCUUUGACUGAUUACAAUAAUUCUCAAAACCAAAAGUGUAAAUUAGAUUUCUGGAGGGUGAUUGUGAAGUUUUUCUCUGCACUGUUAGCUAAAAUUUUUAAUUCCAUCCGGAGAAAGAAAUAAGAUCAAAAUGUUGCUGAAGAUCUGGUAAUAAAGUUUGUUCAGAUUAAUCCAGAUUCUUUGCAUUGUUUCCUUCUCCCAAUGGAUUUUUAAAAUUAACACUGAUCUCUCUUUUCACAGUAGCAAAACUUUGCAUUUGGUCGAUUUGUUGAAUAACUAAGCUUUUUUUAAAUCAUUGGUCAAAUGUGUCCAUGGUAACCUCCUCAGACUCCAAGUGCUGUUUGGUUCAUCAGGAGCAAAGUAAAACUGCUACACCAUUACAACUACAUGCAUUGUACUCCCCAUUUCUACUGACUGCCCAGUUAAAAUAUUGACAAUGCUUUCAGCAAAUGAUGCAUUAGACCCAAUUAACACAAGUACAGUUAUGUGUUGGCAUUUUAAUGGGCCUGUCCAACUUAGGUGAUUUUUCAGCGGACUGCCGGCGACUGUCAAAUUGCCGGCAGUCGCCUGAAAAACUGGCAACUGGAACGGCGACUGUCAAGAGUGGAACACACCCACACACACAUCGCUUCUUUCACCAGCCCGUUAUGCAGGCGGGGGGACAGGGCAAGCGGGGGGAGCGCGUUCUAAAAAAUUCACACGGUGCAAAGCCAAGGUGAAACAGACACACACACCACGAUAAACAGGAAGGUUGGCUCUGUAAAAAGACAGCUAAAGUACAGUCUGCGGUAAGUCCUUUAAAAGAGGGGGAGGAGAAGGAGUGGAGACAACUUUUAAGAAGUCAGAGAUAAACGGCUGUGAAGCUUGGCGGACAUUUAACAUUACCGGUCAGUUAUCCUUGGUUCUGAAAACUACUGCUUACCUUUUUUUUCCCAAUGAGCCAAUGAAAUUCACUGGUCAGCACUGGCUACAACCUGCGAGAACCUUCGACCUCCUGGCGACCCACCUACGGCACGAGAAUUCUCACUACUCUCCAAGGCGGCUUCAUUCUAGUCGCCGCUAAUUUUUCAACAUGUCGAAAAAUUCACAGCGACCAUAAUGAGGCCGCGACUAGUUCCCAGAAUGCUGGAACUCCUCGCGACCAUGAAGGUGACUCCCCGGGAACCAUCCGCGAACAUAUGGCGACUGCAUAGUCUGCAGUCGCCUAAAAAGUCGCCUAAGUGGGACAGGCCCAUAAGUAAAACAGAAUUUUCAAUUCCUGAAGACACUUUGUCAAAUAAAUAAAAAACUCUGUUCACCUUCACCAGCUCUUUGUCACUUGCACAUUUAUAUAUAUCCACAUUAAAUAGAAUGAAAAUCAGACAGCGUUUAGUUGCAAUUGGUCAAUCCACUACAUACAGGCCAAGAUGAUUAUUAAAAUCUUUCUGCAAUUUACAGAAACUUUAAUGAGUUUUCUAUGACUAAGAGGUUACGGCAAGCUCAUCUUUUCACUUAAAAUUAGAAUUGCUUUUCAUAACUAUCUUCUCAUCUCAGCUAGUACCCAUCUGGCAGCUUUCAACAGGAAUGUGAAAGCUGGAAUUAUACUGCCUGCAGAACUUGCUGAUCAUAGAAGCCUAAGUUUUCUACACAUGAACAGGUUAACGACCACCUAGCCUAGUGAUAAUUGUAAUGACAGAGGUCAACCAAACAGAUGACUUUGGUCUCCAAUCAGAAUUGAGCAGCACAAGUUAAUCACCUACUUUUUUUCAUUGUGUAACACAUGAAUGCAUUAUUGCUGAUGUAGAAAACUUUAUUCUGCAACCAGUAUUUGUGCUUUUUUGUUUUGGAGGUGGGGAGAAGAGGUGUUGGUGCAAUUAUUUUCAAAUGGAUUGUAUAAACUGGUCAGCACCUGUGGAUAUCAUUAUAAAUGCUUUUUGUUCAAAAAUGAUUUAUCCGACUGAGGUCCAAAUUGGUUUCAGAACUAUUAAACAAAUUUAGAUACAUUGCUCUGGAAUGACUCAAUAAUAUGGAUCAUUUUUUAAAGUUACUAUUAACUAUUAAAAGUUACUAUUAAGGUAUAGGUGACGUUUUGGGUUGAGACCCUUCUUUGAAGUUUGAAUUUCUGCUGUCCAUAAUUUGUAUUUAAACAUUUUUUAAUUAGCUUUAAAUAAUUUCAUAACAAAACUACCUGAAUAAUGAAUACCCUUCUCGACCCAAAACGUCACCUAUUCCUUCUUUCCAUAGGUGCUGCCUCACCCGCUGAGUUUCUCCAGCAUUUUUGUCCGCCUUCAAUUUUUCCAGCAGAUGCAGUUCUUUCUUAAACAUGUGCUGUUUAAAUGUUAUUUUAGAUGACCAGAGAAUAAAAGGUGCUAUUUAAAUACCAUGCUUCUUU